This is a messenger RNA of Polychytrium aggregatum, 585 nucleotides long. RefSeq lists its product as uncharacterized. Bases 1 to 585 code for a protein of 194 amino acids. The record is from RefSeq and is a predicted model, not a curated record. Lineage: Eukaryota; Fungi; Chytridiomycota; Chytridiomycetes; Polychytriales. The transcript has 2 exons.
AUGCUCCCCAAGGCUCUGCUGCUUGCCGCCCUCGCCUCGCUGGCUGCUGCCCAGUCGGACUCGGACUACACCUUCUUUGCCGGCGUGCGCUACGACAACUCCACCGGCUGCCGGGCCGCCGUCGCCCAGGCCGAGGUCGACUAUCCCGUCCUCAAGUCCAUGCAUGCCCUCUUCUUCUCGACCCCCAAGAGCAUCUGCGACAACCUCGACGCCGUCGUCUCUGCCUCCGACAGUGUUGCCCACAACUGCGUCCAGACCUGGUCCGACAACCAGGGCCGCGGCGCCUGGCAGCAGUCUGCCAUCUACUCGAUCUGGUCCAACCGCAACGCCGCCCAGGCCUCCUGCGCCAUCGACCAGAAUGACACUUCAAAGUUCUGCAUCGAGAGCGUCUGGAUCGCUCAGAUCGACUCGCCCAGAAACGACGUCCCGGAGCGCCUCUGCAGUGCCUGCCAAAAGUCGUGGUGGACCUCGUUCAACCUGAAUGCCACCAUCUACCCCCAUACCUACUACUGGUCCCUCAACGACAUCCCCCACUACCUCGACCGCAUCAAGUCCGUCUGCGGUGCCAACUUUUUCGACAACUAG